Papilio machaon (common yellow swallowtail) is the source of this 727-nucleotide messenger RNA. RefSeq names its product neuromodulin (gene igl). The record is from RefSeq and is a predicted model, not a curated record. NCBI's taxonomy places the organism in Eukaryota, Metazoa, Arthropoda, Insecta, Lepidoptera, Papilionidae. The transcript has 4 exons. The coding region runs from base 88 to 555 and encodes 155 amino acids. Gene Ontology annotation, molecular function: calmodulin binding.
AUGUUAUAGUGUUAUUAAUAAUAAACAUAUUGAAUAGGUUUUUGAUACUUGUGUGGUAAUUGUGAUAAGAACUUUUUGUAAUAAAAUAUGGGUUGUAACACAAGUUCCGAAUCGAAAACGAAAAAGGAAGAGCAAGUGCAGUCGCAGGAUAAUGAGACCAAUAAUACUUCAGAAAACAAGCAGAAGGAAGACAAAGCGUCCGAAGAGCAAGCAGCGACAAAGAUACAAGCAGCAUUCAGAGGUCACAAGACUCGCAAGUCAAUGAGUAUGAAGACCGCAAAGAAGAACGAGCCCGAACCGGAGCCGACCAGGGCCGAGCUUGAGGCCGAGUUCAGGGCGGACGAUAAAGAGCUGUGCAAUGCCGCUACUAAAAUCCAAGCCUCGUUCCGCGGCCAUCAGGCUCGCAAGCAGACGCAAGUCGAGAAAGACAAGGAGCAGCAAGAUAAGGAGGACAUCGAGAAAAUAGAUCUGACAGAUCCUGAAUUGAACAAAGCAGCGACUAAAAUUCAGGCUUCGUUCCGCGGACACAAAGUUCGCAAAGAUGUUACCAAUUAAUGUAUUCCAUUCGUUGAUCUCAAUAUACAUCGGAUGUACGGAUAAUUUUCAACUUUGCGUCUUUAAAAUAAAGUUCAAUUCACAUUGUAACACAAUUACUUUCAUGUAACAUAGAAUCUUAAUCUAUACUUCUUUCGGAUAUUAAGCGUACAUACAAAUUAGAAGUUCUAUA